GAGGACCCGCCCCUUUUUUUUUUUUUUUUUUUUUUUGGUUUGAAAACCCUUAGCGAAUCAGAAGUCCCGAUCCCCACGCCUUCAACCAAUCCGAGACGUCACGCUUCUUCGUUCCCCCAAUCCCCCUCCCCUUAGAAGAACCAAUCAAAACCAACUCAGCUGGCACGGCGCAGGUAGCCUCGUUUGGGAAUUGACCCAAUCACAAGGCGGCUACGGCGGCUCGGAAGAAAAAAAAAACAAACAAAAAAAGCGAAGCUGCAACAGGAGCGGUCGUGCCAUGGCGGACGGUUUCUGCAGGCUGUGCCACGGAUCGCUCCGCCAGCCCGGCUGCGGGAGGCUCUUGAGCCGGGUGCACCUCUUCAGAGCCUGCGAGAGGGGAGAAGCCAAGGGGCUGCAGCUGAGCCGGGAGCUCAGCCGGGUCGGCGUGGAGCUGGGAGGCGGGGGGCUGUCCAGCUUCGCCUGCCUGGAUUGCUUCAGACAGUUUCUGGAUGUUUUCUCUCGAAUCGAGGCGUGGCGGGAGAAAGCGCGCCGCCUGCCGGCAGAAGUGAACGUAGCAGAUGAUGAUAAUAAUAAUGAUAAUGAUAAUGAUGAAGAGGGGACGGGUGUCCAGGGGGACAUGGAACUGGAGGACAACAAGCAGGACAUCCCCCGGCUGGACCCGGACCAGAUCGCAGAGGGUUUGUUUGACGUGGAUGUGGUACAGGUGAAAGAAGAGGAAAUAGAAGUGUCCAUCGAUCACGUGACCCAGGAGGAGGCGGGGGGAUGCAAAAGACAUUCGGAGGAUUUGAGAGCGGAUGAGGGUCCCAGUCCGGACCCCGUACCUAACCCUCUUUCAAACACGGAGCGGGAUCCUUUAAGAUCCGGGACGGCCGGUGAAGAGCCCACGCGCGGGCAGCUGAACCCUCAACUCCCUCUGCUGCAGCAAAUCGCCCAGAAGAUUUAUCUUGCUGCAGAAAACCCGCCGGUGUCUGACAGCCUGCAGCCGCCACAAAACUCUGGCCUCCGAUUGGUCGGCGUUCCCCUCGCACCCUCGUCCCUUCCCGGACCGAUCAGGCUGGUCCAAAUACAGAACAGGGAAGUCCGGCUGGCCGGUCGGCAGAACCCCGCUGUGCAGACAAAACACCUGCCGAUCAGGCUGGUCCAAAUGCAGAACAAAGAGGUCAGGCUGGUGGCUCCCGGACCGCUGACCGCUAAAGGUGGGGUGGUGAGCUUUCAAACCCGACCGGCGCCGCAGAACCAGAACUGUACUCGAGCGGUGGACCCGCGGAGUCCUACGGGGCAGCGGACCGGAAUCCGGUUGGUUCCCGUACUGGCACUGCCGAAUGAGGAACCAGGUGGCUUGGUUCGCGUUAACAUCAGCAGUGAGCAGAACCCCGGGGGGAGAGUCGUCACGCAGCAGGGGGGUGCGACGCAAGCUGGCAGCCGGGACAGCAGCCGGGGCGAGGCGGCGGCGGUCGGUCUCCCGAACGCUGCUUUGCAUUUGGAGGAAGACCCUUCGACUGCGUCUGUGCAACAGGCAAACCGGCCUCGAAUCGGCGGGCUGGACCUCGUGAUGGCUUACCGGAACCAGCUCCCCAAAUCCGCUACACCUUCAACCUUGACCCCAGCCCCAGCCCCAGCCCCAGCCCCAGCCCCAGGAGUCUUACCCUCCUCUUCUGUGGAGGGGUCAGAUGCAGACGAGGAAGGCCGUCGCGCGAAAAGUUCUUACAUCUGCACUCACUGCGGGAACUCCUUUUCCCGGAUGAGCAGUCUGCACCGACACCAGGACACCUUGCACCCCCGGAUCCGUGCCCCCUCCUACCCCUGCCCCGACUGCGGGAAGAACUUCACGGACUCGGGGAACCUGCGGCAGCACCGUCGGAUCCACACGGGCGAGAAGCCGUACUCGUGCGGAGGGUGCGGGCUUCGCUUUCGCUUCAAGGGGAACCUGAACUCCCACCAGUGCGUCGACGAGGACGAGACGCCCUUCUCCUGCCAGAUCUGCGGGAAGAAUUUCCGCCGCCCGGACGGGCUGGAGAGGCACGUCGCCGGGGCUCACCGAGAGCCCGGGGCCGGCGGGUAUGAGUGCGUCGUCUGCGGGAAGCGGUUCUGGAACCGGGAGCUGCUGAAAUCGCACGGGAGGGUCCACACAGUGCAGAAGCCGUACUGGUGCCAGGAAUGCGGGAAGCGGUUCCGCCACCUGUCCACUUUCAACUACCACAAGCGAACGCACCUCCGGGAGGCCCCCCACAGGUGCGACAAGUGCGGCCGGGCCUUCGCGGAUCAGGAGGCCCUGGAGGGCCACAGGAAGGUUCACAGGAGCGAGGCCCCGUUCCGGUGCGAGGUGUGCGGCAACGGGUUCCGGCUCCUGUCACAUUUCCGGUCCCACCAGAGGAUUCACUCCGGGGAGACCCCGUACGACUGCGCGGAGUGUGGGAGGAGUUUCAGCCACCUGGGGGCGCUGCGGUUCCACGUGCAGAACCACGAGCGAGGGAAGAAGGAGGGGGAGAGUGAGAACGGGGGGGCGGAGUGAGGAAGAGGCCCCUGGAUGGGGCUGUUGUCCGUGAUUUUGUGAAGCGGCGUGGUGGAAACUGAUCGGACAGGUAAAGAAUUGACUAGAGGUUGGAUAAGAGACUAGUCUGUUGUUGUUGGAGAUUCCUGCCUAUUCCAGUAUUUGGUGAAGUCGAUGCAGCUCUGUGGCGGAUCCUCACUUCUUGUUUUGUUUCUGACUAGUCUCGGUAUUUCAUUCAGACUUAAGCUGUGGAUUUUCAUUGAUUUAAUUUAUUUUUUCAGUGGGACACGUUAUAUCAUUUUUUUUUUUUUGAAAAAAAAAAAAGUCAACUGUGAAACAUUGUGAAGCCUGGGAGAGAAGGGUUCUGUUUUGUUCCAAUUAAUCAAACCUCCAGGAGCUGAGUUUGCCUCCUCCCCCCCCGCCCCCCACCGGAGGUGCUAAUAACCUUCUUUCCUAAUAUAACUUCACAACAACUUUGUACAGUUUUUAUGAGCUUCUCCAGGUUUCAGGCAGGGGGCGGGGGGGGUCCAGAAAUUAAAGAAAAGGAGUCUUGACACCAGGAGGUUCAAAUCACCCGGCUGUGUGUGCGAGACCCUGAGCGAGUCACUGACCCUCCUUGUGCUCCGUCCUU
Messenger RNA from Polyodon spathula (Mississippi paddlefish), 3122 nucleotides. RefSeq names its product zinc finger protein 74-like. Lineage: Eukaryota; Metazoa; Chordata; Actinopteri; Acipenseriformes; Polyodontidae. The record is from RefSeq and is a predicted model, not a curated record. Bases 278 to 2512 code for a protein of 744 amino acids. The transcript is spliced from 3 exons. Gene Ontology annotation, molecular function: DNA-binding transcription factor activity, RNA polymerase II-specific; RNA polymerase II transcription regulatory region sequence-specific DNA binding. Gene Ontology annotation, cellular component: nucleus. Gene Ontology annotation, biological process: regulation of transcription by RNA polymerase II.